Molecule: messenger RNA, 4831 nt
Organism: Gadus morhua (Atlantic cod)
Lineage: Eukaryota; Metazoa; Chordata; Actinopteri; Gadiformes; Gadidae
Product: cerebellar degeneration-related protein 2-like
Exons: 6
Coding region: 161-1651 (496 amino acids)
Source: RefSeq, a predicted model, not a curated record
GAGAGAGAGAGAGAGAGAGAGAGAGAGAGAGAGAGGGGGGAGAGAGAUACAGAGACGGAGAUAGAGAGAGGGAGACAGAGAGCGAGGUAGAGAGAAAGAGACAGAGAGAUAGAGAAAGAUAUUUCGCUGGUGUCAGACACGACGACGAAGUUGGUCGUCCAUGCUCAGCCCGGGGGGAAUGGAAGAAUUCGUGACCGAAGAGGAAGAGCCAUGGUACGACCAGCAGGACCUGGAGCAGGACCUCCACCUUGCGGCGGAGCUGGGGAAGACCCUGCUGGAGAGGAACAAGGAGUUGGAGGACUCCCUGCAGCAGAUCUACAUCACCAAUGAGGAGCAGGUGCAGGAGAUAGAGUACCUGUCCAAGCAGCUGGAGGUGCUACGGGACAUGAACGAGCAGCACGCUAAGGUCUACGAGCAGCUGGACGGGACGGCCCGCGAACUGGAGCUCACCAACGUCCGGCUGGUGACCGACAGCAAGUCCUCCCAGCAGAAGAUCGAGAGGCUGACGGGCACCAUCGACACCCUCCAGACCCAGGUGGAGUCCCUCUCCAGCCAGGUGGAGCAGCUGCGCUCCAUGGAGCAGCUCCGGGUGAAGCGGGAGAAGCGGGAACGCCGCAAGACCAUCCACUCCUUCCCCUGCCUGAGGGAGCUGUGCACGGCGCCCAGGUACGAGGACGGCUUCGUGGUGGGCCGGGCGGAGAGCUUCACCCUGGACGCCCAGAAGCAGCCUCUUGAGGAGGAGAACACCACCCUGCGGGGGGCGGUGUCGGCGCUGCGCUCGGCCGUGCGGGCGGAGCGGGGCCGGCGGGAGGGGGCGGAGAAAGAGUGCCACCUGCUGCUCAGCGAGUUCUCUCGCCUGGAGAACCGCAUGCAGGACGCCGAGAACUGCCAGUCGCGGGUCCGGGAGCUGGAGGGGGAGCUGAUGGAGCUGCAGCAGGUCCGGCGGGCGCGGACCCUCCUGCUGAGCGGCGAGGAGGACGGCGUGGGGCUGACGCAGACGCUCCUCAACCGGACCCCCGAGACGGACACCUUCCUGGAGGGGGAGGGGGGCGAGGCCGGGGGCGGGGUGAGGGAGGUGGCGGAGGGAUCGGACGGCGUCGGUGGGGAGGCCCUGCCGGCGUCAAGCCCUGUGCGGAAGAGCUGCAGCGACACGGCGCUCAACGCCAUCGUGGCGCGCGACGCCUCCGGGCGCCGCCGCGGCAGCUACGCCAUCCACGCCAACAGCGUGAGGAAGAGGGGCAUGUCCAUCCUGAGGGAGGUGGACGAGCAGUACCACGCCCUGCUGGAGAAGUACGAGGAGCUGCUGGGCAAGUGCCGGCGCCACGAGGAGAGCCUCUGCCACGCCGGCGUCCAGACCUCCCGGCCCGUGUCCCGGGACCCGUCCAUGAAAGACUGCGCCAUGGGGCCCACGCCGCCGCUGGCGCCCCCGUCGACGGAGCCCAGCGGCUCGCCCUCCACCCCCGAGGCCAUCGAGAGCAUCAGCAAGCAGGUGGACGCGGUGGACAAGCGCCUGGGUCAGAACACUCCGGAGUACAAGGCCCUCUUCAAGGAGAUCUUCUCCCGCAUCCAGAAGACCAAGACCGACAUCAAAGCCACCAAAGCCGCCAAAGCCAGCAAGCCGGGCAAAUCCGGCAAGUCUAGUAAACAGUGAGCGUUGGGGCGGGCGCAGGCCGGUGUCACGAUUGUGCCCUUCAGUGUUCAGGGUUCGAGAUUGUAAAAAAUGCAAGGUUCACUUUAUCGCUCUCCGACGUUUGAUUUUAGCGCGGCGCGAAAUCAGAUCAUUUGAAACCAACGCAAGGCCAACUUAAGAUCCAACGUAAGGCGAUGCACAUCGAGUCUCACUGAUCAGUGUUUAGUUUUUUUGAUCUCAUUCUAAAUGAUGUUCGUGACGAUGAGGAGGAUGGCGCUGAUGAAGGGGAAGCCAGGCAGACGGUCUACUGACAGCUCAGGCCACCCGCCCUCGGAGGCCCAUCUCACAUUCAUUUAUUAUGUUAAACUGUUCAGAUAUUAUAAUUAAGUGUCAGCUACAAAGCAAAUAUUUAACAGCUGCAACUGCAGUUUGCUUUGCUUCCACCAACAUCUUACGUUAAACAUAAACCUGUCAUUCUCCGAUAUUCUUUUUUAGUUUAAACGUGAACUGAAAAAGGCAAGCAUUGAGCCUACAGAUGUCAGCGUCAGACUCUGGUUUAGUUGAUAAAAUCUAAGAUUUGUUGUCGUUUUGACAGUUCUGCAUUGCGGCAGCAUCUGUCAAUCUUUAAACAAACACAUCAACUACGACUCCUGCUUUUCCUUUAAUGAAACACCAACUGCAGGCCUCCAAAAGAAGCCAUAAUUCCUUUCUUAUCCAUAUUAAUACACGCACACAUUACAUGUCGAGCUCGUUCUAUGAUCCGUAGCAGCUUCUGUGCAUUAGUCUACACGUUAAACCCAAAUUGAAGCUCAGUGCCGUCUCAACUCCUAACUUGAGAUGUAAACAGUCUUCAACUGGCGAUCUGCUUCUAUCUACAAUCUAAUAUCUUCCUAUAACGGCGAAAAGCCUUUUGCCUGGAGCACCUCGCUACUACCCUGCACUGCUCUACAUGUGUGUGACCUUAGUACUGUAUUUUAUACUCCAGGGUUAGCGUCCUCCGCCCUUUUCUCUAGACAAUUAACAUACUAACCCUCUUUCUGUUUAGCAUCCGGUUGUCAUUGGAGAUCAGGAGAAAAUUCCCAAAACCUUACCAUGACAUAUUUUCCCCAUGUUUUCAAACUAGAUGCAUCAGUUCACUGUGAUUUUGCCAUAGUAACUCCAUUGCAGCGCUUUAUGUUAUAGAAGGGAUGGCUUAAAGGGGAAAGACCAAGACAAUAUACUAGUCAUCUUUUGCAUAGGUGAACUAUUACUAUUCAUAAGAGAUUGGAGGAGGUUAGGAGAAAUCAAACUCAGAAGAAAAACUGUGGUUUAGAAGAAAAAUGCUUUCUCCUACGCAUAGUUUUGUUAAGGUGCAAACACUCAAAUUCCACCUCAGGGACAGCGCUUUUAGGACCAACUCCCCAGCUCACACAAGCUCUCACAUUGACAUGUUCACAUCCCAUCCCCUAAUACUACAUUCACAUUUGGCUCUGAUCCCAACAGCCCUGACCAUUCACACAGCGCUGGCUUGGCCGGAGAUGCAUUAAGUCCACAUUCUAUUCAGUCUCUUCAGUGGUUUGGUACUAACGUUUGGCUGCUGUCCCUGGGGGCUAUCCUCGUGUGUUUGGAUGCUGAAUCAUGUUGCGUCACACUUGCUGCCGCCUCAUUCGAGCAGAAUGAGCAGAACACAAUCGCUCUGCAGGUCGUUGUCCCUGCGUUGUUUGAGACGCGCCCUGCUUCAGAAAAAAGCGCUUUGGACUGCGAUUUCCUGGACUCCUCGACCGUGUUAUGGUUGUUGGUGGACAACCAACAAUCCCGAGCCCCUCUGUGUAUGAAGUGCAGUGAUUCAUUUGAAUGGUCAAUCCCCUUCAAAAAAAACCUGCAGCUCCACGCAGUUUGUGAAAAGAUCCCAUUUGAUUCAGACCCAAAAAACAUUUUUCAUGAGAAGCUCAGUGCACCCUAGCAAGCAAGGCCUUCGGCUAACACCAAACAAACCUAUUAACGCAAUUUGCGUGUUGCCACUGCCUCAGAGAAUACGAUACACAAUGCCUUCAUUCCCUUGGCUAACCUCUAUAAAUAUAGUUUGUUUUAAGUACAAGUUAUUCCAGUAUAUCUUAUAUUUGAUAAUCACUUCAAACCAUAGGCCUACAACAAACAAUUAUACAGAUACAACCGAGAAUGGAUGGCGAUUUUUUUACUGAAUCCGGUCGUCAGAGGAUUCACUGACUGGAGCAUUUAAUCUACUGCAGACAUGUGGUAACCUGCUACCCCAAUGAGCCGGGUUCCAGUUAAGAAACAUAAGUUUCAGCGAGGGUUAAAGCCUCAUUCGGCAUUUAUUGCAUACACUUGGACAAUACAUGAUACUCGCGGUCUCUAGGCCCUCCGUGGGCCUCUAGCUGCUCGCUGACCCGAGCGCUUCCUCCUUUCUCGCUCCCGUUCCUGGUCUGCCCAAAUGUCAGUCCUCCUUUUAAGAUGGCUCCUCGGCUUUCGGCCAGAUGUCCCCCAAUCUCGCUGAUUGGGGUUCGGUCGGUGCUCUCCGUCGCCGGCUGGUGGGUGACGGUGGUAUCGGCCAUCCAGGACCAACCCUCGGGCUGGUCCGGGCCGAGGUUUGAGUGGCGGGAUGCCACACUCCUCCACCCUUUGUCCAAGCCUCGGGUCGACGGAUAGUGGGUGGUGGCGGUAUACGCCGUCCCGGGCCGAGGUUUACGGGGCGGGAUGCCACAAGACACUAACCACACACCCAAACGCCAGGCUACGACUGCACCUAGAAAACAGGGGUUGAGCUUCUGAACCGCAAGCUAUAGCUCUAUGUUCUGUCAGAGCUUUGGCAGGGCAGCAGCUAAACCGGCUCUUGCCGAAAAGAUGUAUGCCAAACCAGAUGUUAUUUUCUUAAUCCCUGAAGGGUUCUUUACUGUAUAUUUUGCACUUGAAAUGUUUGAUGCGUCAUAUUUUGCAUCAUGACAAUAUACUUUUGUCUUAUUUAUUCGUUGGUGAAUGUUUCAUGAUUGUGUCCUUGAUUGUGUGUGUUCUUGGUGCCUCUAUGUUAAUGUCACUAACAUGUGUGUGCAGUUAUUAAAAUGUUUGUGCAUUCAUUUGAUCCCCUGGAUGGAAAGUGAUGUAGGAUGCUAUUGGUUAACAUAUGGUAUAUUGGCAUUUAAGGUGAGUCAGGUGUUUCUUCUAUACCGGAUAAUUACCUUGUUAAUAAAGCGUUGAUUGAAAGUG